Messenger RNA from Oldenlandia corymbosa var. corymbosa, 7906 nucleotides. Lineage: Eukaryota; Viridiplantae; Streptophyta; Magnoliopsida; Gentianales; Rubiaceae. The record is from the annotation of a GenBank genome assembly.
UUUUAUACGUCAGUUCUUAGAUAUGAUUUGGGAUUUUCGCGCCGGAUCAAGUUAGCAGAAGCCUAUGUUUCCGACUGGCCCCGAUCGAUUUUUGGGCGAAUGGGGCUGGAUUAUUGAAGAGACGGACUGAACUAUGGAAAGCUUUCUCGGGGAUUUUGUGUUGCCGCUGCUACUUCUGAUAGCUGGGCUACUGAAUUGGAGUUUGAUAUCCCUAAUUAAUUUGGUGGCUUCUCUUGUAAUUCGAUUCAUUGCGCCUAAAAGAGGAUUUCGUUUCAAAUACAGAAAUUCGUUCUUGUGGUGCAUUUUCAUAUUCUCGGUUGUCGUUAUCCUUUUACAAGUGAUUUUUCUUGCCAUUUGGGCCAUUGUGGGGUCAGAAUGGAUGGUAGCAGAUGCCUGGUGGGUGAAGCUCAUUGGGUUGUUGAAAGUCCAGUCUUGGAGAUACCCAAUCGUUAUAUAUCUACUGGUUAUCCAACUUUUAGUGGCUGUCCUUGCACUGACUGAAAUUCACUGGAACAGAUUUGGGUUUUCCCGGUCCCAAAACUCUUGUUGGGGACCUUUCAGUUCAGUGGUUGAGCAGUUAGGUUCUCGUCUUAGGGUGGCUUCUUGUUUGUUGCUACCUGCUAUUCAGUUGGCUGUGGGAAUUAGUAAUCCUUCAUGGCUUUCUUUACCAUUUUUUGUAUGCAGCUGUAUUGGUCUUGUUGAUUGGUCUUUAACAAGCAACUUUUUGGGGCUUUUCAGGUGGUGGAAGCUGUUAUGGCUAUAUGCUGGCUUCAGUAUUUGCUUAUUAUACGUGUAUCAGCUCCCAGUUGGCUUCCCAGGGAUUUUCAAUAUGAUAGCAAAGUUUAUUGGUCUCUACAAACUGUCUGCAAAGUCAGAUUUGCAAAAAAUAUCCUCCAGUCUUUCUUUGUUGGCAUUCUACUACGUGCUCUCCUCUGUGAAACGUGAUCUGGAGGAAAUGGAUUUCCUAAUGUCCAUAAGAGAGGGUAAUUUGACUGAGCAGCUUCUUCCCUCAAGACAGCCUUUUUUUAUUCGGGAGUUGAGAUCUGGUGUGAGGCAUGCGAAUGUAUUUUUAAGGAGAGCAGUUUUCCGCUUUUUCACUAUUAACUUUUUCACAUAUGGUUUCCCGGUCUCAUUGUUUGCGCUUACCUUUUGGAGCUUCCACUUUGCCAGCAUCUGUGCUUUUGGAUUGCUUGCAUAUGUUGGGUACAUUUUAUACGUGUUUCCUUCAUUGUUUCGUUUGCACCGGUUGAAUGGGUUGCUUCUCGUCUUCAUUCUCUUAUGGGCGGUUAGCACAUAUAUCUUCAAUGUGUCAUUUGCUUUCAUGAAUGGGAAACUUGGAAAGGAUAUGGAAAUCUGGGAGAUGGUUGGGUUGUGGCAUUAUCCUAUUCCUGGAUUUUUCCUUCUUGCUCAGUUUUGUCUUGGGAUUCUUGUCGCUCUGGGUAACUUAGUCAGCAAUACUGUUUUUCUAUGCGUGUCAGAUGAGGAGAGGCAACUGUUGGACAAUAGCUACACAGAGGAAGUGAAGGAAGAAACCAGAGUACUGAUUGUGGCUACAAUAGCCUGGGGACUCCGCAAAUGCUCUCGUGCUAUUGUCUUGGUGUUGAUAUUCAUUAUCGCAAUGAAACCCGGUUUCAUCCAUGCUAUUUAUAUAACAUUCUUCUUUAUGUAUCUUCUGAGCCAUGACAUCAGUAAAAGAACACGCCAAUCUCUGAUUCUUCUGUGUGAGGCUCAUUUUGCCGUGCUAUAUAUUCUUCAACUUAAUUUGGUCUCAAAAACACUGGAGCAAAAAGGGUCCUUGAGUAUGGGAAUCCUUUCUCAGUUAGGUCUUCUUGAAAGUGAUAGUUCUUGGGAUUUUCUGGAGAUAGCUCUGCUUGCUUGUUUCUGUGCGAUGCAUAACCAUGGAAUAGAAAUGCUGUUUUCUUUUUCUGCUAUUGUACAGCACACUCCUAGCCGUCCUUUUGGUUUUAGCAUUUUACGAGCUGGACUGAACAAAUCAGUUUUGUUGUCGGUUUAUGCCACCUCAAGCACCAGGGACAGCCAUGACAAUGCCUCCCAUGAGAAGAAAAUAGCUCUGUAUCUUGGCUCAAUAGGGAAGAAAUUUCUGUCCGUGUAUAGAUCCAUGGGCACCUAUAUAGCAUUUCUGACAAUUUUGCUAACAACUUACCUGGUCCAGCCGAAUUGUAUAUCAUUUGGAUACAUUUUUCUUCUCCUUGUGUGGAUUAUUGGACGACAGAUUGUGGAGCGUACUAGGCGCCGCCUUUGGUUUCCACUGAAAGCAUAUGCAAUUUCUGUUUUCAUUCUUGUUUAUUGUUUGAGCAUUUUUCCUACUUUUGAGGCGUGGAUGUCCCAGAAACUUGAUCUUCAGUUGUAUUUUGGUUAUGACCCUGAGUCGUCGUUGUUAGAAAAUGUGUGGGAAUCUCUGGCCAUUGUUGUUGUAAUGCAACUGUAUAGCUACGAGAGAAGACAGAGUAAAUAUGUCAGACCAGAAGAAGACCCUGAUUUAUCGCAUUUUGGGAUUUUGGGGUUCAUUAAACGCUUUCUUAUUUGGCACAGUGAGAAGAUCUUGUUAAUUGCACUGUUUUAUGCUUCAUUAUCUCCGGUUAGUGCAUUUGGUGCUCUCUACCUGGUUGGCCUAAUCUUCAGCUCAACUUUGCCAAAAGCUUCUCGGGUUCCAUCCAAAUCAUUUUUAAUUUAUACUGGCCUUCUAGUUACAGCUGAGUAUCUGUUUCAGAUGUGGGGUAAAUAUGCUAAGAUGUUUCCUGGACAAAAACACUAUGAUGUGUCCCUUCUUCUGGGAUUCCAAGUAUACAAACCCAGUUUCUGGGGUAUUGAAGCUGGUUUGAGGCCAAAAGUGUUGGUCAUUGCUGCAUGUACUCUUCAGUACAAUAUCUUCCGUUGGUUGGAUCGAAUGCCCACUUUUUUCUUAAAUGGAGACAUGUCAGAGGAACCUUGCCCGCUUUUCGUCUCAGAGGAAGAUGUUUUACCUCUAGUUUCAGUAUCAAAUGGGGAAAGCAGUAACUCAUUAUCAAAUCAUGGUGGAGCAUCAUCAAGAAAGGAAGGAGGCACAAGCAGCUCAUGGCCCUCCUUUAGCCCUGCUAUAAACCAAUCAUCGCGUAUUGAGUCCUCAGGUGGAAUCAGGCAUGAGGAUCCAAGCACUAGAAAGCAUUCGCUUGCCGGUAUGUGGGGGAGUAUGAAGGAGAGUCAUAAGUGGAAUAAGAAGAGGAUUAUUGCCUUGAAAAAGGAGAGAUUCGAAAUGCAAAAGAGUACAUUUAAGGUGUACCUGAAGUUUUGGAUAGAGAACAUGUUCAAUCUCUUUGGGCUGGAGAUCAGUAUGAUUGCACUGCUUUUGGCCAGCUUUGCUCUUUUAAAUGCCAUUUCCAUGGUCUAUAUUGCAUUACUGGCUGCUUGCGCUCUUUUAGAGCGACGUAUCAUACGCAAACUAUGGCCAACAUUUGUCUUCUUGUUUGCUUUCAUCCUCAUUUUUGAGUAUUUUGCUAUGUGGAAGCAUCUUAUGCCUUCAGAUGGGCAGGGCUCCAGCGGAAGUAACGUGCAUUGCCAUGAUUGUUGGAAAAGCUCAAACAUAUACUUCACCACUUGCAAAAGCUGUUGGCUGGGGCUUACUGUAGAUGAUCCUCGGGUGCUGAUUAGCUAUUAUUUAGUCUUUCUGCUUGCAUGUUUCAAGCUCCGAGCAGAUCGUGCUGCGAACUUUUCUGGGUCAUUUACAUAUCGGCACAUGAUUUCGCAGCGGAGAAAUGCCUUUGUUUGGAGAGAUCUGUCAUUUGAAACCAAAAGCAUGUGGACUUUCCUCGACUAUUUGCGACUAUAUUGCUACUGUCAUCUUUUAGAUCUCGUGCUUGCUUUGAUCUUGAUUACCGGAACCCUGGAGUAUGACAUUUUGCACCUAGGAUAUCUUGCUUUUGCUCUGGUUUUCUUCAGGAUGAGGCUUUCCAUACUAAAGAAGAAGAACAAAAUUUUUAAAUAUCUACGGAUCUACAAUUUCAGUGUUAUUGUUCUUUCUCUUGCUUAUCAAUCUCCCUUCGUGGGCGAUUUCAGUGCGGGGAAGUGUGAAACAGUUGAUUACAUAUAUGAGAUGAUAGGGUUCUACAAGUACGACUAUGGGUUUCGGAUUACCUCGAGAUCUGCUUUUGUUGAGAUAGUCAUAUUUGCUCUGGUAUCACUGCAGUCAUAUAUGUUUUCCUCUCCUGAGUUCGAUUAUGUGUUCCGAUAUCUUGAAGCUGAACAAAUUGGAGCUAUUGUACGUGAGCAAGAGAAGAAAGCUGCUUGGAAAACCGAACAGUUUCUUCAUAUUCGUGAAUCUGAGGAGAAGAAGCGUCAGCGCAAUUCCCAAGUGGAAAAGAUAAAGUCUGAGAUGCUCAAUUUACAAAUCCAGCUUCAUGAUGUGAGCCCUAGCACUGUUGGUGAUGAUACUUCUCCAGCAAGUGAGGGGCUGAGAAAGAGAAAAAAUGCCACCAUGAAUGCCGAUAUCAACUUUGAGAACCUUGAAAAACAGGAUAACAAUAAUCAUCCGGAUUCAGGCUUUUCAUUUGAUCUGUGUGAUUCCCCAAUUAGUAUGAGGGCAGAUAGUACCUUUGGAACGGAACUAAUGAAGCAGUCCUCAGAUAAUCCAUUUGGUGAGAUCAUUGAGCUUGAGGAAGGUAAAAGAGAAUCGUCAUUUAUGGAGACUGACAAAGGAAAGAAAGGGAAGGGUGAAGGAAAAGAACACCCCUUGGUCUCUGCUGUCCAAUUUAUUGGUGAUGGUGUUACACAAGUACAAUCGAUAGGAAAUCUGGCAGUUAACAAUAUCGUCAGCUUUCUUAACAUUUCGCAUGAAGAUUCAGAUCCAAAUGAGCCCACAUCUGUUGAGCAUGGGACAUUAAAGGAGAGUGAGAGCCACAAGUUCUGGCGUCCGUCAUUGGAUCGUUCAUCUUCGAUACAAUCUGACAGGAGCAGGACUUCUGAAUCUGCAAGUCUGCAGAUUGGCCGGAUUCUGAAUCAUAUCUGGUCUCAGAUGCGGUCCAACAAUGAUUUUGUUUGUUAUUGUUGCUUUGUUCUGGUAUUUUUGUGGAAUUUCAGUUUACUUUCAAUGGUAUACCUGGCAGCUCUUUUCUUAUAUGCUCUUUGUGCCAACACAGGGCCAAGUUACACUUUUUGGGUCAUCAUGCUAAUCUACACAGAGUUUUAUAUCCUGAUCCAGUAUCUGUAUCAAAUUUUAAUCCAACAUUGUGGUUUCAGCAUCCAGUCAGACCUUCUUCAUGAACUUGGGUUUCCUGCAAAACGGAUAACGUCUUCAUUUGUGAUAAGUUCGUUGCCUCUUUUUCUUGUGUAUCUAUUCACUCUCGUACAAAGCUCUAUCACUGCCAAAGACGGUGAGUGGUUCUCGGCCGGAUUUAGCAAGGUGAGACUACUGCACCGCAAGCAAAAUCUUGAGAUUUCCAGCUUGAGUGGUAAGGUAAAGGAGCUGGCCCAACUAGUGAGAAAGAUGGUUAAGGUUGUGAUUAAAAGUUGCAGCAGGUAUUGGAAAUCACUGACACAAGAAGCAGAAUCUCCUCCAUACUUUGUGCAGUUGUCAAUGGAUGUCCACAUAUGGCCAGAGGAUGGAAUCCAGCCUGAGAGGAUAGAAUCUGGAAUAAAUCGUCUGCUGCAGCUUGUUCAUAAAGAGAAAUGCAAGAAUGAAAAUCUUAUUAAUUGCCCUUGUGCUAGCAGAGUGCAGAUUCAAAGUAUUGAAAAGAGUACAGAAAACCCAAAUGUUGCCUUAGCUGUUUUUGAAGUGGUGUAUGCUACAUCUGACAAAGAGUGUAGUACAGAAGAACAGUAUGGGUCGCUAACCCCUGCUGCAGAUGUAGCAAAAGAGAUCCUUAAGGCACAGCAUAGUGGUUUGGCGGAAGGAAUUGGAUUUCCUUAUCCUAUAAUCUCUGUCAUUGGAGGUGGCAAAAGAGAAGUUGAUCUCUAUGCCUACAUAUUUGGUGCUGACUUAACUGUUUUCUUUUUGGUGGCCAUAUUUUACCAAUCUGUCAUAAAGAACAAAAGUGAAUUUCUUGAGGUUUAUCAGCUAGAGGACCAAUUCCCCAAAGAGUUUGUGUUCAUUCUGAUGGCUAUCUUCUUCUUGAUCGUAGUGGAUCGUGUUAUCUACCUCUGUUCAUUUGCUACUGGAAAAGUUGUCUUCUAUGUGUUCAACCUCAUUCUUUUUACCUAUGCUGUAACUCAAUAUGCUUGGCAUAUGGAUACAUCUCAACAAAACACCGCAGGAUUGGCUCUUCGUGCAAUAUAUCUGACUAAAGCGAUUUCACUGUCACUUCAAGCCAUGCAACUUCGUUAUGGUGUUCCCCAUAAGAGCACCUUAUAUCGCCAGUUUCUUACCAGCAAAGUUUCCCGAGUUAACUAUCUAGGGUAUCGACUCUAUCGUGCCCUUCCGUUCCUGUAUGAAUUACGAUGUGUUCUUGAUUGGUCAUGCACAACUACAUCAUUGACAAUGUAUGACUGGCUGAAGUUGGAGGACAUUAAUGCAAGCCUGUACCUUGUCAAGUGCGAUGCUGUUCUUAACAGGGCUACUCACAGACAAGGAGAAAAGCAGUCAAAAAUGACGAAAUUUUGCAAUGGGAUAUGCCUAUUUUUCAUUUUGAUUUGUGUAAUUUGGGCUCCUAUGCUGAUGUAUAGCAGUGGUAAUCCGACGAAUAUUGCAAAUCCCAUUAAUGAUGCUACUGUUCAGCUUGAUGUUAAGACGGAUGCCGGGAGAUUGACCUUGUACCAGACAACUUUAUGCGAAAAAAUUCCAUGGGAUCAACUGGACACUGCUAUUGAUCUUGAUCCUCAAGGUUAUCUAAGUACAUACAAUGUACGUGAUAUCCAACUUAUUUGUUGUCAAUCUGAUGCCAGUACUUUGUGGCUUGUGCCCGAUAUUGUCCAGAGAAAGUUUGUAAAGUCUCUCAGUGGAGAGAUGGGUCUUAAGUUCUCUUGGAUUCUUACCAGAGAUAGACCAAAGGGCAAGGAAGUUGUUAAGUUUGAGCGGCCAGUUGAUCCUUUAGAUUGUCCUGAACCUUCAGAAGUUGAGAAAGUCCUAAAUGGUUCUAGUAGCAGUUUUAGGGUUCAUAACAUCUAUCCGAGAUAUUUCCGUGUAACUGGUUCGGGUGAUGUUCGGACUUUUGAACAGGAGGCAAAUGAUGUCGGUGCUGACAUUGUCCUUAAUAAUGGGAGUUUUCAGUGGUGGUCCUUCCAUGAUAUUAAUUCCCUUGAUGUUAAUGGCUGUGGAGGAUUGAAGGGGCCGAUGGCAAUUAUUGUAUCUGAGGAAACCCCACAGGGUUUCCUUGGAGAGACGCUGAGCAAGUUCAGUAUUUGGGGUCUCUACAUUACAUUUGUGUUGGCAGUUGGCCGAUUUAUAAGACUGCAGUGCUCUGAUUUGCGCAUGCGGAUACCGUAUGAGAAUCUCCCUUCAUGUGACAGGUUGAUCGCAAUCUGUGAGGAUAUAUAUGCUGCUAGGGCAGAGGGUGAGCUUGGAGUCGAGGAAGUCUUGUACUGGACAAUAGUGAAGAUAUAUAGGUCACCUCAUAUGUUGCUUGAGUACACCAAACAAGACUAGCAGAUUUGGCAAAUUCAGCAGCAUAUAGUUAAAACACUAACUCGUAUAGUUUAACACUAACCAGAAGUAGUCAUUUUGAAUUUGGGUCCUGCAGAGUUUUUUUAUAACCACACUUCCCAGGUUCAAAUUUUUAGUUGGGAGUUGGGAAGAAAUCAUUUGUUGUACACAAAAUCCAUAGAGGUGUUUGUUGUAGUGGCGUUUUUGCAUGUCGCCAAACUCAUAAUUUGUUAGAGAAAUGGAAAUUUGUAAAUAGCUGGUCAGGGUAUAUACUCAAACCAAUUUUUGAGGAAAUGAUAAAAAUUUACAAUUCCAAUUUGUCAUUGAAGGAGCUCU